AUGUCGGUAAUCCCGAUGUCGCCAUCGCAGCCGGCCGUUUCCGCUGCCAUGACGCUGGCGGCGAAACCGGUAGCCGGCGCUGCGCCGUUAACAGCGAAAUCGGUGUCUGGCGGCGCGUCGCUGGCGGCGGAUGUGGUGGGUGACGUGUGGAAGGCGGAUUGGUACGUCGCGCAUUGCUACAAGAUCCCCGCUAUGGCGCAACUCAACCUCGUGCUCUCGCAGGUGGCGCAAGCGCCGACGCGGAGCGACAUAUCUCUCCCCAGCUGCGGCCCCGCGGACCUGAAGCGCUUCCACCGCGACCUGGCGGAGUUAAUCUCCUCGUCGGAAUUCGCGGGGAAGCAGCUCAACGUGUUUCUGCACGCCGUCCACUCCACCGCCUCGGGCCUCCAGAAAGACAUCUCGAAGCGCCUCGCGAACGAGAAUUCGUCCGUUUCAAAAAACUCUCGAAGGUGGUUCUCGAGGUUUCCGUCGGGGGGGGACGAUUUCGCCUUAGCAGCUGCUGCGUUAGCGACGUCGAAUGCCGAGGCGCCUCGGAGAAGGCUAGACGAAUCGGUUUUAGGAGCAGCUCUAGCCACGACAGCCGCAGGUGUCGGUUCCGCGGUUUCAGGUGCGACGGCCGGCGGACGGGAGUCGACGGACGUCAGGGGUCACGAUAAUGGUAACGGUAACGGAGACGGGAAGAGUAACGUGGCCGCGAGCCAAAUUGACCGUACCGCCGUUUCUGCCCGUGAUAGCACCACCCACGCAGUCGGAAACGUUAGCAGUAGCGAAGCCACCAGGAACCUGCGUUUGUGGACUGAAGCCAACCGGGAAUGUCUUAGCGCUACUUUCUCCUCUGGCGCGCAGCCGCCUAAGUCGCCAACCAAACCUACAUUCGCGGCUCGACUGCGCUCCCGGUCGUUGAGCGGAGUAACGGCGGCGGUGGCGCUGUUCCGCUCUCCCGAGAAUGCGGUUCCGCGCAGCAAAGACUCCGCCGUUGCGCGGGGAACGGGGGAAGGGGGGGCAGCGCCGGGGGCAGAGUCGGGGGAAGGGGUCAUUGCGCGGGAACGAGCAGAAGCGGGGGCAGAUGGGGUGACUAUAGCUGGAGAUGUUGCAAGAAACGAGGUUCGCGGCUCCGGUCCCUUCUCGUUCCGCCUCGCCCCGCCUUCCGCGCUUGCAGUGGGGGAGGCGGAAGGAGACGAGGAGGAGAGGGGGUUGAGGGGAGGAAGGGAAGCGGGGGGGGCGGCAGCUCUCCGCGGGUUCUUGCUGUGCGGGCGGGGAAUGCGGAGUGACAGCGAAUCAGGAGCCAGCAGCAGUUCCGCCGAGGGGGAAACAGGCGGGGGCGAGGGAAGUCGGGAGGAGGGGGGAAUUUCCUCUCGGGAGGGGCGCGAUUUGGAAGGGGAAGGCGAAGAGGGGGCAGGGAGGAAGGCGGCAGGGGGAAUCGCGGAAAGGGAACGUGCGGAGGAGGAGGUGGGAGGGAAACGCGGAAAAGAAGGGGCAGAGAGGCAUGGGGUCGAGGAAUCAAAUAUUGACGAGGAAAUCCAAUCAGAUACCAAUAUUUUUCGAGAAGUGGGAACAGACAGUAUUGCUUUCCGCCAUGACCGCGCCAGCGUGUCCAUGCCACGUGCCGCCACGUCAGCAGAGGCGUUCUUUCCAUCGUCCACGUCAGUAGCCGUCCCUGCCACGUCACUAGAAAGAAGCGGGGCCGGGGGCGGGGGCGUGGGAGGUAGAGCAGGGGAUGUGUAUGGUCCGCGCUUAACUAAAAGUCGGUCAGUAGCGGUGGAACGUAACCGUCACAGUUACAGCAGCGGCAGCAUCAGCAGGGGAGAAGGGGGAAGGAGAGGGGGACGGGGGAAGGCGGAAGGCGGAGGGGAAGCGGGCGGGGGCGGGGAGGGCGGAAAAAGGGCGGGAAAACCGCCCCCCAAGAGCAGUCACGAACGGUUACAGGAGAUUCUAAAGAAUGUGACUAUAGGGGGGACUAGAGGAGGACCGUUGCAGAUGGCGCGGGCUAUAGCGAGGGGGGGAGUGGGGGGAAGCUUUGGGGGGAGCGGACCAGGGGGGCCGGGGGGAGGUUCGGCGUCUGCGGGGGGGAUGGGGAGUCCGCGCGUGUGGGAGGGAAUGGACGGCCAGGAUGGCAUCUCGAGAUUCCACAGGGGAAUGUCGGUGGCGGAAAGAGGGGAGAGAGGGAAAGGGGCGGGAGGGGGGGAAGGGGGGAGCGGAGGGGGGAACGGAGGGGGAGCCAGGCGGUUUAUGCCCACGUCUCUGUCUGUAGUCUCCCGGAAAGGGGGAGAAUGGGGGGAGGAGGAGAUGGGGGAGGGGUGGGCGGAAGGGGAAGCGGAGCAGGGGGGAGCGGGGGAAGAAGGGGGAGAGGGGAGCAGCAUUGGAGCGAGCGGCAGUAGCAACGGCCAGUCACCUCGCCCUCUUUUGUCUCCUACUGCUCAGUUUCAACCCCCUACUGGUCCUCCUGUGUCGCCCAAACGGCCAGCCUUGUCGAAAGCAAAGCUACAGCAGGAGGAAAUGCUGCUACAGCUGCUUCGCUCCACCCCCCCCAUACGCUGGUCCCUGGCUAGUGAGGGAGGUGCUUCUGGGAGCGGGGGAAGUGCAAGGAUGGGCCGGUAG
Molecule: messenger RNA, 2598 nt
Organism: Closterium sp. Naga37s-1
Lineage: Eukaryota; Viridiplantae; Streptophyta; Zygnematophyceae; Desmidiales; Closteriaceae
Source: the annotation of a GenBank genome assembly